This is a messenger RNA of Lineus longissimus, 2026 nucleotides long. RefSeq lists its product as uncharacterized. The coding region runs from base 298 to 1044 and encodes 248 amino acids. The record is from RefSeq and is a predicted model, not a curated record. The transcript is spliced from 3 exons. NCBI's taxonomy places the organism in Eukaryota, Metazoa, Nemertea, Pilidiophora, Heteronemertea, Lineidae.
GCCAUGUUCUUUUCGUGUGCUAUCCCAGAAGGAGGUGUAUUUUUAAAAAUCUAUUCAUAGGAAAUUCCUUGUACACCUUUAGAUUUCCUGACAUUGGUUUCAAGGAAUCCGAUUCCUGACAUAGGAUUCAAGGAAUCCCAACGGAGAAAGAGUACAAUAGAGAACAGUCACAAAACAUUGGUCAUCUAACAUAGGAUUCAAGGAAUCCCAACGGAGAAAGAGUACAAUAGAGAACAGUCACUAUACAUUGGUCAUCGUCCAUGUAGAUGUGUUGCAGUGUGUUCAGACAGAGGAACUAUGCCAAAGGAUGCUGAUGAGAAGUACAAUAAAGAAGCCCUUAAAAAUAGUGGACCUUUUAAGGCAGCAUUCUACUGCAAAAGAUGUAAUUUCAAGUGGGUCAGCUACGACAGCUGGCCGGGCACGUCGCAAGUCUGCAAUUGCUGCAAUAGAGGGAUUCCUCCAGAAAUAUAUCUGACGCCCUACCAAGGAAAAGGGCGGCGCUAUGGGGAUUAUAGUUGCAAUAACUGCGGCUACACCUGGUCAAGUGCCUACAGCUGGGCUAACACCUACCAACAAUGCAAGAAAUGUCAGAAGCAUGUCUACCCCAAAAGCCAGAGGAAACUCCAGAAAUCAGCAGACGAUGUGGAGAACAAAAAGCCCCAUCAUCAGAAACUUUGCGGGAAGUGCCAGGAACUAGGAUACAGCUGCAGAUUUCUUCAGGAACAAGAAGUAGAAGGAGAGUCUGUGGCUACAACGUUCCUACUGCAAGGCCAGCAAGCAGGCAACACGGCUACAAGGAGAAGAUCCACUUCUUAUGAUUAUAAUGCUGUUCCACAACCAGUUCCAUACGAAAACUUCAUCCCUAGUACAAGGAGGGGAUUCCAUUCUGCUGUUCCAUCACGAGUUACGAAUGAAAGAGUGUUCCCCAGGGUGAAUGUUGAACCUGAAGAAACCGCAUCAGACUCUCCAAGUUUCUUGAAGAUGGUUUGUGUGGGUCUUGGGUUGUUGAUUAUUUGGACAGUUUUUGGAUCACGUUCAAAUUAGCUCUUAUUUGGAAAGGCGUCAUAACCUCGUGCAAACUGACUGAUGAAAUGUUUCAUGACACUUUUUAACAUGACGGGAUUUGGUAUGAUCAGUAUGAUCUCGGUAUGUGUGAAACUGCAAUGUAUUUAGACCUAGUUCACUACUUUACGAAAAUCAUAGUGACCUUUUCUCCGGUAGUAUGUAAAUGUUGAAACGAGCCAAAUGAAACAAGCCAAACUAAACGAGCCAAAUAAACGUAUUAAACCUGAACUGAAAGAUGAAGUUUACAUGGAAUAUUCAAUGCAGGAUUGGGUCAAGUAUGUUUAUGGCAUGAAAUAUAAUAUUAUUUACAUAGUUCCAUUCGAUUCGGUUCAUUUUAAGUUUUGCAUGUUGAACCAUGGAAUGUUUCAUUUACUCAGUUCAUUUUGGCUUGUGCAAAACUUAACCGAGACAAAUUAAGUGGGCCUGAGUUUAGUUUGGCUUUUUCAUUUGGCUCGUUUCAACAUUUACACACUACCCUUUUCUCCCCCAGGUGGUAACAAUAUCUGGCCUAGCUCAUGGACUAUUUGUAUACAUGAUGAGACGAAAGAUUUUUUUAAAUGUUAAAUAACGAUGCCACGCUGUAAUAUUUAUAUGUGAAAAAAAAAAAACCCGAACAUGCCUAAUGAAUAAUAAUAAUAAUAAUGAUAAUAAUAAUAAUAAUAAUAGCAAGUUCUUAUAUAGCGCUUUUCACUGUAAUAUCUACUGUCUCAAAGCGCUUUACAAUCGCAAACAUUAUUACCCAGCCUGUCCAGAAACCUUUCUGGAGAACCAGGCCGGCCACAAUCUAGCGCACGCAAGGAUCUUUCAGGACAGUUGAGAGUUACAAAGAAAGUGGCACCGGUCAGGUAUCGAACCAGGGACCUCCCGAUCACAAGGCCGACGUUCAACCGUUGUACCACCGCAUGAUGUAUUCCAGAGCACACUGAAUAAGGCUUCCAUGAUGGAACAUGUAAAUGUCGAA